UCGACUUUUGUAAGAUCGAGAAUAUAUUCUGGAUUCGACUUUUUCUUGGAGGGGACUUGUCAAAAGAAACAGCGUUUGUUGGCGUGGCGAAGUCAAACAGCCAUGCACCUGAAUCGAGAGGACGAGGACGGGAAAGGUUCUUUGUCUCUGAGUGUGUUCCUGGUAUCGGUGGGUUUAACAGUGUGUAUCGUAUGGCUGGUCGCACUGUGCGGGGUCUGUGGAUGGUGCCAACGCAAACUGGGGAAGAGGAAUAAGCCAGGGGUGGAGACAGCAGGAACCCCAGACUCGGUGUCUGUGUCUGGGAGAGGCAGAGGAGAAAAUAAAGCCAUCAAUGAUCUAGACAGGGAUUUUUGGAAUAACAAUGACAGCAGCACUGUGCAGCAGCGCUGGAGCUCCUAUCCUCCCAAGGAGUUCCUCCUAAACAUGUCCCCCUACGCCCCCUAUGGAGACCCUCGCCUCACGCCCAAAGAGGGGAAGAUGGUUGUGCUGUCUCUCGCAAUUGGAUUGGCCGAGCAAGAUGACUUUGCCAACCUUCCAGACUUACAGGAGGCACCACCGAGCAAGGAAACGCCUCCUACUGACAAAAGAACCGCUGGUAACAAACCCGGCAGCAGCCCCAAGGGCCAGACCCCAGAUGAGAGCAACCGCCGGACAGACGCCAACUCUUCUGUCUCAGACCUGGCCAACUCUGUCACCAGUGACAUGCUGAUGUUGUCCCCAGGCUCUGAAGGAGAGGAACACGAAGGGCCAGUGUGCGAGAAGUUGGGUCGCAUCCAGUUUAGCGUGGGCUACAGUUUUCAGGACUCCACUCUAACAGUCAAGAUCCUAAAGGGUCAGGAUCUACCUGCGAAAGACUUCUCUGGAACUUCAGAUCCGUUCGUCAAACUCUACCUUUUGCCAGACAAGAAGCACAAACUUGAGACCAAGGUCAAAAGAAAGAACCUCAACCCUCACUGGAACGAGACCUUCCUAUUUGAAGGGUUUCCUUAUGAAAAGGUGGUGCAGCGCACAUUGUACCUGCAAGUGCUGGAUUAUGACCGUUUCAGCAGGAAUGACCCAAUAGGAGAGGUCUCCAUCCCUCUGAACAAGAUUGAGCUGGCUCACAUGCAGACCUUCUGGAAGGAGCUGAAACCCUGCAGCGAUGGAAGUGGAAGUCGGGGUGACCUGCUCGUGUCUCUGUGUUAUAAUCCCACUGCCAACAUCAUCACUGUGAGCAUCAUAAAGGCACGCAAUCUCAAAGCUAUGGACAUUGGGGGAACUUCCGACCCCUAUGUCAAAGUGUGGCUGAUGCACAAAGAUAAACGUGUGGAGAAGAAGAAGACAGUGGUGAUGAAGAGGUGUUUAAAUCCUGUGUUUAAUGAGUCGUUCCCCUUUGAUGUCCCCGCUCACAUCCUCAGAGAAACAACCAUUGUCAUCACAGUCAUGGACAAGGACAGACUGAGUCGCAAUGAUGUCAUAGGCAAGAUCUAUCUCUCAUGGAAGAGUGGCCCAGCGGAGGUAAAACAUUGGAAAGACAUGAUGAGCCAUCCGCGCACUGCCGUUGCCCAAUGGCACGCUCUCAAAGCUUGAAGGACCUGCCCACCAAAAGUAAACAAAACCCUUCAAAACCCUUCAAAACCCUGUUGAUAUGCACAAGUUUAAACACGGGUACCAAAAGCCAUCCAACUAUCUUUCUCUCUCUCUCUCUCUCUCUCUCUCUCUCUCUCUCUCUCUCUCUCUCUCUCUCUCCCUUCCUUCUCAAUUUUUCCUGCAGUUUGGUUAUAAAGAGCCUGCAUUUGUUUACUACUAUUAUUUUUUCCCACCAAAAAAGAGGCUAAGCACUGCCAAGAAGACUGGGAGAGAAAUUCUUAUGUAAUGGAGAUGUAAACAGACUCGUCUUCCUUGAAAAAAAGUCUGACAACUCAACUGUUCUUUGAACAGCUGAACCGCCAAACAGGGUAACGUUUCGUCGAACUUCAAUCGCUGAACUUGAAAUGGCUGAAAACAAUCCCCAAAACAGCCCCUUCUAUGUUUUUGUCUCACCUCCCUUGUGCCGUCCCUCUAAGUGUAUGGAAAGAUCUGGAAGGAUCACAACCACAGUGCAAUACCUAGUUGAAGGAGGGAUGAACUUGUUGUUUGUUGGACUUUAUCACCUCUUGUUUUGUUUUUUUCUCGGAACAGAGUAGAAAUUGCUCUUUCUCUGGAACUCUUUGUUGUAUGUACAGUAUGUACUGUGGGUGUUGUUAUGUGACAGAAAAAAAUUAGGUCUUGUUUAAAAAAAAAGAAAAAUAAAAAAAAAAUUAUUGAUUGGAUCAGUUCAAGUGCAUAGGGGAAAUAUGUUUGAAUAAUUUUAGAACAUUCCUAUAAUUGUGUAAAAACAAAAUGGGGCAAGAAUUGAAAGAGCGAGAAUUGUAAAAAUGGUUGUUUGUGGGUUUCUCUUAGACCCACGACAUAGGCCUACUCUGCACAGGAGGGUGAAAGCAAACACUUCAUGCUACAUGAGCACGAUUUAAUUUGUCAUUGCAUUCCGAAUUGUGUCAGAAUGCAUUGCGUAACACAGCGCAAGUAUGCAUUGCCAUAAGACCAAUUUCCUCUUUCAGGUCAACUACUAUCGUGACGAAGAAACAGUUUGAAGAUAAUCUUUACAUGUGUAUACAAUUACAUUCAUUCUUAUUCUUUUAACAGACACUUUUAUCCAAAGCGACUUACAAAUAAGGAAUACAGCAAAAGUGAUUCGUCAUAAGGAGACAAUAACCUGAGAAGUACUGCAAUACAAGUUUCAAAUUGCUCAGAGAAGUACAAUAGCUAGUCACCUGAAUAACAACUUAUUUGGCUCAGCCAACUGAAGGUAACUAUCAUGCCCUUGAGUCCUGAGGUUUGUUACUGCGACAGUAUGUUUCUGGCCUUACAGUCAAACAGAGACCAUUAAAAUGUAUUUCCAAAGCAAAGAGCAAUAGAGAAGACAGGGUUGUUUAUGUAUGAGUCUGUAUGAAUUUGUGUUUGCACACAUUUGUGUGUGUGAAGUGUGUGUUGGCAUAUGAGGUGUUUGUUGAACACUGAGUAGAAGCAGAACUGUAGGAAUACUUUUAUCUAAAGCAGCAUUCCUCAUGCAAUGUACACAUCUUGCAGAGGGCUGCAUCAACCACUUAACCAGUAUGCAAUGACACUGCCGAUGUGAGUUCAACCGCUGCCAUUAUGCUUUUCAUUUGUUUUCAGACAGUUCAUUUCCAAAAGGUCUGGAUGAGUUCAUUAUGUCCCUCGAAAAUAAGAUAUACAAUUUAUUGAACUAAAUCUUAAGAAAAAGAGAUAAGUGAAACCAGAAAAUAUAACGCAAGUCCUCUAAUUGUACAAAUUGUUUGUGCGUCUUUGGCUUAGUGUGUAUGUAUGUUUAUGUGUGUGUGUGUGUGUGUGUGUGUGUGUGUGUGUGUGUGUUUGUAUGCGUUUGUCACAGUCAGUAUUUGUCUAUGCGUUGAGGAUUGGAUUACAAUGGUCAUAUGACUGAUUCGUAAAUAAAAGUUACAUUUAGUUGCUUCUUAUGCUGCCUUCAAGUCUUCCUGUGACAUACUUACGAGUUCGGAAAUUGUAAUUAUGACAUGAUGUGUGUUCAAGCGUUUUUUGUUGGAAUCAAAUUCAUGUAAAUUAGGUGUGUACAGUGUUGGGUAACGUUACUUUUAAAAGUAACUCGUUAGAAUAUUGCGUUAUUCCUUAAAAAAGUAACUUAACUAAAAAGUUAUUUUUUAUGGAAAGUAGUGUUACUUUACUUUUGCGUUACUUUUUGCUCACAGCCACUUUCUCUUCUGCUAUGCUAUGCAUUCCAUACAAGAGAUAUUACAGGUUAUGCUAGCUACUGUACAAUACUCAUGUCAAAAAAACAUAGUAAACAAACAGAUAUUUAGAAAGUAGGUCUUUACUUCAUAUUUAUAAUAAAGAAUCAGUAACAUGAAUAUGCAUUUUGUUUUUCCAUCAACAUGGCAGCCAAUAUGAAUAAUGAAGAAUAACCAAUGUCUUACCUAAAGCAGCAAAGUACAACACUCGAACCUGCAUCAUAUAUGUCAUCAUAUGCGGUGCCCAUCGACAAUGCCAGAGUCAGCUUGAGAUUUUCUUCAGAAGUCAGGAUAAAAUUCAGUGGGGAAUGCCAGUCUAACAUGUUCAAUGAAUAAAUAAAUAUUUUUCACUUAAGUCAUCUCAGUGCACACUUGUUUUGAGUUGAUCCACGGUGCAUAUAGACGGCACAACUUCAAAGGCGCAUUUUGAUACAACUUGAAUGGAAUCGUUAUUAAUGCACCAAAAUGUCAUAAAAACAGUUUGUUUCAUGAAUCAAAGUACUUGUUUAUUAUAAAACAAAAAUGUAGAAUAUUUUUAGAAACUAAGACAUUUUCUCUGCGUACACAAUCAAUGUAGAACGUUGCUCAGAGCCACUGACCCAGAGUCUUUUCUCAUCCCAUUCUCCCAGUUACAGGGAGCAGUAACAUGGAGCAGUUCAGCUGCAUAAGUCAGUGAAUUAAGCGAGUAUUUCACCCUGUGUAUCAUGUCGUGGCCAGUGGAUGACUAGUCUUAUAAUCCCUCUGCCUAAACCAAUUUACUGAUUUUUUUAAUGCAGUGUGUAUUAACACAUGAAUCAACCGUGUUUCACUCAACCGAAUGUUGACCUCAUAUUACUCUAAAACACUAAAUGUGCAUGCAUUUUAGCGAGUUGAUUGACAGGCGAUGUCUGUAUCUAAAAGGUGAUUGGCUCUUUUACCUGCAAGGCUGGACUGUCUUUCUAUAUCCAUUAAUGUUGGGUGCUAGAGCUUCUUGGUUGGGCAUUCCAAUUUCUCUCAUACAUUUAAAUAGAAGUGACUCGUCUCUGCUAAAUAGUAAUCUGGCCACUCACUCCCCAAAGUUUGCACACUUUUACUCCUGAUUUCUCGCAAUACAGGGACGGUAGAGGUGUGCAAAAGCAACGCGUUACUUUAUUUAAAAAGUAACUCAGAUAUUAUGGUCUAAAAUAAAAAACAUUGCAUUACUUUACUCAUUACUCUAAAAAAAGUAAUCUGAUUACGUAACACAUGUUACUUUUAUCACCUUACCCCCAACACUGGGUGUGUAAUUGAUGCUUUAUCUGGGUAAAGAAUGAUGGGAAAUGUAGUUUGGUCACACAAGUUUGGGCCUGUUUACACUUGGCAACUGCAUGCGUUUCCACUGAUCAGAUAGCUAUCCAAUCAUGAAAAGACCAGGUGUAAAUGCCCUCUGAAAUGCAUUCGAAACGGGUUACAAUUUGAUCACUCAAACCACUUCAGGAAGUGGUUUGAGACGCAUUCCAGGCGAAACUGGUCAAGUCUAAAUGCAUCUUGCUGUUCAAGCCACAUAUGUAAACUUUACCCAACCCAAACAGUGCUACGUCAGCACACAAAAAAAUGAUAAACAUAUCAGUUGUCACCAAAUAUUUGCAUAGCGCUUGCAUCGUGCAGUAAAUAAUAACAAAGAAAGAGACGAAUGCAUGUUGUAGGAGAGACAGAACUUUUUCCUCAUUUAUUUGAUGCAAAUCGCUGAUGAAACUGAAACUUAGCACUGACAUGAGCGCAGCUGACACGCAUGACACGUCUUUCCUACAAGAAGCCCCGAGGGGAAAAAUACACAGCGCCCAUACACAAAUUCGCUUGGAAUCAAAUAAUAAAGCAUCUUUUAAAUUCACUGCCCGGAAUUAGCAUAAUCACGGUUUUAUUUGCAUAUAGCGUGGGAAUUGAAGAUCGGAUUUAUAUCCAUUUGCCGGAGACACAUUGAUGUGGCCAAGUGUAAAUAGGCCCUUUGUCACUACAUGAACUGACUAAAUGAGUCGUAUUUCCUGCUAUGUUCAUCAACAGGACACAAAAUGUUUACAAACUAAAUUGUACAGUCAACAUACAAAAAGAAAAUCCCAAGUGUAAUGUGUCAGAAUGCAAUUCAUAACGCAAGGCGCUAUGGCGUUAGCAUAAGCGUUAGCAUCAACUUGUCUUCUACAGUCAGUUUUCUCUUUCGGGUCAACUACUGUCAUGGCGGAGCAACAGUUUAAAUUUUAACAUAAUUGUAAACUUAAUGUGUACAUUUAGCUGGAGCUCUAAGAAAAUCCUGAAUGUUCUACUUGUAAUUACUUAGUGUGCUUAUUUCGUAAUUCGUGUGCGCUCAUCUUGUAAAUACAAUCAUUCUGACAUGACUUGAAGGCAGCAUUAGCUCAGCUUUGAGAAAGGUGUUAUAGCUAACAUAAAUGCCAAGUUUCUUUUAAUUGUAGAUGGGAACUGAUCAACAAGUCCACAGGAUAUAAUAGCAAUACUUUAAUUUUUGUUUUUCAAACAUUGUAUGUCAAACUGCUGUGUUUGCUUGCAAUUUCUGUCUCUUCUUAAGUGUUACUUAUGUAACAGAGAAAAGGCAGAUAUAGAAAGGGAAGAAUUUAAAUUGUUACCAUGUCAACAGUAAAAUUAAACCUAAGGUUCACCAUUAUGAAAAAUUACUAUUUUUAUUAUAUCACAGUCCGAGUACAAAUGAUCUUUAAGAAGACAAAACCUCUUUGAAGAAGGUAACUGCUUUAUCCAUACUUGAAAUAAUAAGGCAAUGUACUGUAGAUAAGCAAUAUAUUUAUGUUUAAACAUUAGGUAAGGUAAAGGUAAAUGUAAGUGAUCACUUCAGGGUUAGGACUUGCUUCAUAUCUGUUCAUAAAGUCAAGCAGCUUUCAAUACACAGAUGUACAUAUACAAACACACACACAGUCCUUUUAGGAAGUGAAACAGUACAUCACCUUUCUCCCCUCCAUAUGCCUGUGCUCCUAGUGUCAAAUGAGACAUCCAAAGUGAAUUUCACUGCCAAAAGCCUGUCCACCUGCAGCUGUCAUUUGAUGGCACCGUCUAUACGUGUGUUAAUUCCUUUAUUUGGACUUCUAAGCAGGGCUGUCGCUUGAUUUCAUGGGGCCUGCAUAAAUCGUGAUAACAGUAAAGCACCUACGUACAAUUGAAGUACACUUGGCAAGUCAAUAAAAAGUAAAGCCACAAGACUUACAGUAAACAUAUGUGUUGCCAUGAGACUAGUGUGAUAGAAUAACUGAUCUUAUCUGUGCCAUGUUUUAUCCAAUCUUCAAUGUCAAGACCGCGUUACACUGUUCAAACAGGUAACUUUCGCAUGAUAAACGUAAGGAUGCCAGUAUGAGAUGUGACGUAACGAUCCAUAAUGCACUGUUUACAUACAGUAUAGAAUACAUACAAUUAUUUCUGAAAUGCAACCAGAAGUUCACCUACCUAGUAAAAUAGUCCCACCUCAAAAAGGACCACUUAACAUAUUGCAGAGGGAUGCAUCAACCACUUAACCAGUUUGCAAUGACACUGCCAAUGUUAGUUCAACUGCUGCCAAUAUGCUUUUCAUUUGUUUUCAGACAGUGCAUUUCCAAAAGGGCUGGAUGAGUUCUUUAUGUCCCUCGAAAAUAAGCUAUACAAGUGAAACAUGAAAAUAUAAUGCAAGUUAUGUAAUUGUACCUAGAAAAAUAGACCCACCUCAAAAAGGACUUAACAUUUCGAGCAUCAUAUUUGUACCCUCAAAAUACCUUGCGCCAUAGGCUUCCAUUGUAAGUGCCUUACUGUAACUGCAAUUUAUUUCCCUUAUCCAUCCCGUCUCAUAAGUCAUAAUAGUUAGUAUGAGAUGGCAAAUCAUAAGAAAGCUUACAAGUUGACUCGUACCAAAACAUACUGUAUGAUUUUUAGUCCCAUAAUGAAAAUAAACAGACCAUCAGAUGAUGUUACUAUUUUUUCUAUUUAUUUAUUUUUAACUAAGUUUAAUUGCUAUCCCAAACCUAAACCUAACCAUAAAGUCGCUUUACCCAAACUUUAACCUUAGCCAUGAUUUUACUAGGAAAAUAACUUUUCCAUAUGGAAGAAAAAAAACACCAGAGUUUGGAAAGAGUCUAGGGAAGCAUAUUACAGAUUAUUGACAUCAGUCAUUUGUAUUGCAUAAAUAAAUAAUUGAAAAUGAAAUUUGUUCAUUGACAUUUUCUUUCUUAAAAAAAGUGGUGGAUAGGAGGCUAGCUAAAAUUUGAUGCCUGUAUUGUAUUGACUUGAAAUUCUUUUUGUUGAUUGGUUGGUCCCUAUGGGACUAAAAUUUGUAUGUUUUUUUACUAGUCAUCUUGUACACUUUCUUGCGAUUUCACCAUCUCGUACUAAUUAUUAUGAGCUGUCGUGAGACUAAAACACCCUACGUAUGUUGCCCUCAUCACAGGACCCGGUACAAUGUUUCCAGCCCUGCUUUUAGCGUCCAAAGCAGAGCAAGUCUUUUCGUGAGUUGAAAACAAUAAGCACCUAACAUUGAAAAGGAAAGUAAAUGCAGAAGAGUGCACAAGUGAAACGGCAUGCUUUGUUUUGUCUUGUCUUGUUGUAUGACUCACCACGGUGAGGCAGCUAAUGUGUGCUUGUCUGUUGUACUGUUGUAUCCACAAAUUAGUUUUUCAACAGUUGGAUUGCAGAAGUGGACUCCAUUGUUUUUGCAUUACGAAACAAAAUGCCAAACCAGGUUUAAAACAACCAGCAUUUGAAUGAUCACGUCUGUUAUCACAAAUUCGGUUACAGACAAAUGAAUGUGCAAUGAUGGAUUUGAAACCGAACUUUGAUUUAUGUGAUGACAACUCAUCUAAAGACGUUGUGUGAACUUGUUUUGUGCUUGUCAAAUCAAUGUUACCUGGGGAGUUUUGAUGAAAACCCUUGAUAUUUCUCAGCAUCUCUGUGGUGUGCACAAUAUGAUUUAACAUAAUGAUGAUUUAUUUUGGCAUAAAUGUACAGUGUAAAUAGAUGUAAACCUGUAUAUAAAUGAAGGAAACUGACACGUUUCUUGAAGUCUCUUGAUUUAUAAGUUGAGAGAAUGAGUGAACUUGUUAUGAUCGUUAUUAUGUGAUAGAAUUGUUUCUUUUUUGUCUUCUUUUAGUAACUUGUUAGAUUGUGUGACUGGUUUUGUCUAUGCACAAUUCUAAUGUUCUGUAGGGUUUUUCUAGCAAUCAGUUUAAGAUAUUAUGUGUGUGCGUGUGUACUGAUUCAACAAAAUCGUUCUGAUGUUGCACCAGCUUUUUUUUUUUUGCCGUAAAUUGACUCUGAGUUAAUCUGAUUCAUUUACAAUUACCCAAAUUGUAACCCCUUAACAGUGCUACCAGCAUCCAAAAUGAAUCAGAGAUUUUGUCUGUCUUUUGUUCAAAAAGAAUACAGUUGAUACUAAUAAAUGGACAUUGGUGGAAAACACAUCCUCUAAGUUUGUGAGGAAUGACUUUCAUUGUCUUUGUCAUAGAGCGUCUUGCUCUUCCAGGGCACUACACCUGUCCUUGCUGAUGCAGAUCGGGAGUGGAAAAUAACCUUUGUAGAUGUACACAGAGAAAAACUUAAUUGCUCAGAAGAUGCUCUUUCAUGGCUCAGGAGACAUAAUGGACUUCUCUUGUAUGUUUUAUUUUCUUUUUUAGAAUUCCAUAA
Molecule: messenger RNA, 9425 nt
Organism: Myxocyprinus asiaticus (Chinese sucker)
Lineage: Eukaryota; Metazoa; Chordata; Actinopteri; Cypriniformes; Catostomidae
Gene: syt7b
Product: synaptotagmin VIIb
Exons: 11
Coding region: 103-1569 (488 amino acids)
Biological process (GO): regulation of dopamine secretion; vesicle fusion; regulation of calcium ion-dependent exocytosis
Cellular component (GO): axon; membrane; synapse
Molecular function (GO): SNARE binding; calcium-dependent phospholipid binding; phosphatidylserine binding
Source: RefSeq, a predicted model, not a curated record